AUGGUGGAGGCUUUAACUGAAUUGGUGAGACAACAACAAGAGCAAAGGAAACAACAACAGAGACAACCAUUCCCACCUCCUCCUCCACCACUUGUUCAAAUGGAACUGAUCAAUAAUGAUGACAUCAUUGCUCUUACACAAAAAUACAAGAAAAUGAAGUCACCAGAAUUUUUGAGGGGUAUUGAAUCGUUAAAAGCUGAGGCGUGGGUGCUUGAAACUGAAAAGAUUUUUGAAGUGUUUCCAUGUAUUGAUGUGCAUAAAGUUCUAUUAGCAACAUUUACUUUGAAAGAAGAAGCUAGAAGAUGGUGGAUGCUCAUUCGUGAUGAGAAUAGAGACUUGACAUGGGAUCGGUUCAAAGAAAUUUUCUAUGAAAAAUACUUCCCGCAAUGCAUUCAAGACAGGAAGGUAUCUGAAUUUGAACAGUUGAAGCAGGGGACCAUGUCAGUAGCGGAGUACGAAGCUAAAUUCACUGAAUUAGCCCGUUAUGCACCUCAUAUGGUUGACACUGACUACAAAAAGGCAAGGAAAUUUAAAGGCAGAUUGGAUGUCGAAGUACUUGAUCGGGUAAAUGUGUUGAAAUUGGUAAAAUAUGUGGACGUACUUGAUAGAGCUUGA
Messenger RNA from Camellia sinensis, 615 nucleotides. RefSeq lists its product as uncharacterized. The record is from RefSeq and is a predicted model, not a curated record. Lineage: Eukaryota; Viridiplantae; Streptophyta; Magnoliopsida; Ericales; Theaceae.